Molecule: messenger RNA, 756 nt
Organism: Tinamus guttatus (white-throated tinamou)
Lineage: Eukaryota; Metazoa; Chordata; Aves; Tinamiformes; Tinamidae
Source: RefSeq, a predicted model, not a curated record
AUUACUUCAUGGUUAAAGAAAAUCUUCGGGGAUGAGCCCAUUCCGCAGUAUGAAGUGAACGCACGGACCACUGACAUCCUGUACGAGCUCACUGAGCGCAAUGAGGCCCGGGACGGGGACAUCGUGUUGCUCAUAGAUGGCAUGAACCAGAUGGCAGCAAAUUACCAAGAGGAAGCCAAGUAUCUAGAGGACCUUCUCACAGGAAGCCUAGACUUUUCCAUAACUAGUCUGUUCCAUGAAGGCACCAGUUACCUAAAUGAGCUGGUAAACACUGCCUUAACGCUCGAAAUAAGACACUUCUCUUUGACUAUUUUCAUCACUGCCAUGAACUAUCUGACUUGGGAUCUGUAUGAAACAGAAUCAAAAAACAAAGAAUUGGAAUGGGAAUUGACCAGCAUUAAGAAAAAGCUAACUGCAGCACUGGUGCUGGAAAAACGGCUGCAAGAGGAUCUUAAAAAAACAGAGGAACAUUUGGAGGUGGAAAAAGCAAAAGCUGAGAGCUGAUCCCAGAACUUGAAGUUCCUGAAAAACAGAUCUGAGGAUUUCAAAAUCAGGAUCAAGACUGCUGAGGAGCAGUUGGCAGCCACCGGGUUGGACCAGUCUUUGAUGCAUCAGUCAUUAGUGAAUCUGUCGGAGAAACUGUCUGAAUUAAAUAAAGAAGUUGAGUCUCUGAAGAAGAAACUGGAGCCCUACUACGAUUUAACUCCUAAUCCUUCCCUCGCACAAAUGAAGAUUGAAGAAGCAAAACAGGAAUUG